Anastrepha ludens (Mexican fruit fly) is the source of this 1566-nucleotide messenger RNA. RefSeq names its product CBY1-interacting BAR domain-containing protein homolog (gene Fam92). The transcript is spliced from 5 exons. The record is from RefSeq and is a predicted model, not a curated record. Gene Ontology annotation, cellular component: ciliary basal body; ciliary transition zone. The coding region runs from base 133 to 1248 and encodes 371 amino acids. Gene Ontology annotation, biological process: cilium assembly. Lineage: Eukaryota; Metazoa; Arthropoda; Insecta; Diptera; Tephritidae.
UACAUAAAUUCGUUACUAUGGUUUCGAAAUAGUUUUUGAAAAAAAAAAAAAAUUACAGACCAUGACAAAACUAUAAAUUAAUUAUAAACGUGACGCUCAUUUUUAAACAAUUUGAUAAGAUAUUGGAUUAUCAUGUUUCGACGCGGCAAAUUGCAUUUCCUGAGCACCAAAGAUGAUCGCAUCAAAGUAAUGAAUGACCGAAUCAAUUUGGCGGAGAAACAUUUGAUGGAAAUAUGCGUCGCAUUUGCGGCGUGUACGAGGAAGAUAGCGAAGUAUCGCGAUGCUUUCGAUGAGUUGGGCCACAAAGUCAAAAAUUUCGCCGAUGAAGAAAAAAUCAAUUAUAGUUUAAGCGACGGUUUAAAUUCCGUCACGACUUCCAUCACUGUUCAAGCUGAUUAUAUGGAUUUGCUGGUGCAUCGGUUAGAGAUGAAGAUUGUGAACGAGUUGAGUCAAUUCGAAAAUCUUUGCAAAUCCACACGUGAAAACUUACGUGCAGCUACCAUUGCUCGCGACAAGGAAGUGUUGAAACAGCAGCAAUUGAUGGAAAUCAAAUCUAAAUUUACGGCGAAUAAUACGGCAGCAGAUUCAGAGCUAUUGAAAGCCAAAUUGGAGGUUAAUCGCGCCAACAAAGAAAUCGAUGAUAUCAUAAAUAGCUUUGAGCAGCGUAAAUUGGCUGAGCUAAAAUCGUUAUUAACCAAUUUCAUACUUAUAUCAUUGAAAUACCACACCAAAACAUUGGAAGCACUCUCAGCCAGUUAUUAUGAUGUUACAAAUAUUGAUGAACAUGGAGAUUUUAGUGAAUUUCAAAAGUUAAUGAAAACUAAAACCGAACCAAGAACGCGAAAGCUUGCAUUAAAGAAGGGAAUGAAGUCACAAUCGAUGGAUAGUUUGGAUCAUGAUACGCUUUUGAGUCCCUUAAAGCGGCGCAGCAAAUUGACGCGCAGCAACAAAAGCUUGUCUGGCAAAACUGAUGAUGAGCAAGAAAAUGAUGAAGAUGAGGAUGAGGACGACGAUGAUGAUGAUGAGGAGGAAAUUGCAUCUGUCGAUAAUACUAACGACGAAGAAGAGCAUUCCGGUACGGUUUCAGAAGACGAUGAGAACACUGAAAGAAGAACCGACUCAAAGCCUGCAACAAAAGUUAAUAAGGCUGACGAGAAAAAGUCCAAAGAGCAACCUAAGCAUCCAUUCCGAGCUGUAGCAUCGGCACACGUAAGAACCCAACGACAAUUGCAUGGGAAAUCCAAAUAGUUAUAGGCUGCUUAGGAUCAUUUUUUAUCAUAUACCAUAUUACGUUUUAGUACCAUAAUUGGCAUAUUUUAAUCACGUGUUUAUAGAGCUAUGUAUAUGCAAGUAAAAAAAUUCAACUGUUCCUUCUAUUUAACCGCCAUGACAUGAUGCAUGAAAAAAAUAACAAAGGAUACAAUACAAUUCAUAACAUGUCUAUAAACUAAUUAACUUCACCUCUCGAUCAGGUCGGCAAGUCACAAAGUCAUCGUAAACCAUUCGCUGCAAAGAGUGGCGUCGGCAUACCAACUUCGCAUAAGCGUGCGGCUGCUUCACAAUCUG